AUGGACCUGGUAGCAUCCUUCACACACGAUGUGGAAACAGCACUAGCAGCCGGGAAAAAAGUGACCAUAAUCACCAUGGACGUGCAAGACGCCUUUGAUGCACUGCUCAAAAAACGACUCCUUGCUAGAAUAACGAAACAAGGCUGGCCUAAGAACCUAUUCCUGUUAAUUAACUCUUUCCUGACGGAAAGGAAAGUCAGAGUAUGGCUAGAGCAAGUUACAACCAGGGAACACCCAAUAACCUGCAAAACCCCUCAAGGCUUCUCUUUAUCACCAGUCCUGUAUAUGCUGUAUCUGGUGGAAUUACUCUCAGAAGACACCUCCCUCAGGUUCGGGUAUGUUAUUGAAUGUGCAGGUAAAGCCAGGGCGGUGGCAAAGCAUAUCCGAGGCCUGGUUAAAGUUAUGCAAGGCCCCCCGGUGUACGCUAUGCGCAAGGCAGUAACGAUAUGUGUACUACCCUCACUCCUAUACGGGACUGAGGCCUGUGCCCACCUUGGCUGGCAUGUGACACAAAUCAAAAAGAUCCUCACAGUGGCAACACAAAGAAUCAUACCAGCCUGGAAAACCACACCGGUGACUGCCCUCUAUCAUGAAACAGGUCUCCCCUCAGCCAUGGCAGCCCUCAAAGAAGCCAAACUGAGGUUUGCCCUACGCCUCCAAAGUAUAAAUACAAUUCAUCUGUUUACGAAAAGAAUCGAAUCCUCUAUAAUCGUCAAAAGGCGAGAUACGGGUUCAAGACAAAGAGCGAAGACUAAAGUCCAACAAUUUGGUCUUCUUAUCCCCCCAAUCCCAAGGUCUAUACUCGAGUCAUUAUGGUAUACAACCGAUUACCGAAUAGAUCCAAUGGAAGGGACUGAUAAGAAAACGGCUGUAAAGGCCUUUAAUAUCUGGUGGGAAAACCUGUACACCAACCAGAAAAUCUGGAUGUGCAUCGAUAGCAUCUCGGUCAUCUGGGGCAUGAGGGCCAACGCCUCUAUGUCAUUACAAUGGGUAUUCAACAACUGCUACAAGGCUAUGAAGGACAACGACAUUCGCGUCAAGUGGUCACCGGGACAUGAAAGCAUCGAGGGAAACGAGGCGGCCAACCACUUUGCCGACCUUAGCGCCAAGAAACUCAGUUGGGACACUGGACCAGUAUCAUAA
Sclerotinia borealis F-4128 is the source of this 1143-nucleotide messenger RNA. NCBI's taxonomy places the organism in Eukaryota, Fungi, Ascomycota, Leotiomycetes, Helotiales, Sclerotiniaceae. The record is from the annotation of a GenBank genome assembly.